CAUACCUAAUUCACUCUCUCUCUCCCUCUCUCUAAUCUUUCGUUCUCAGCGAGUGGCCGGCGCGAGUACAGAUCCUCCUCCGCCUUCUCAUUUCUCUACUCGCAGUUGCAAGAUGUAUACUGCCGCGCAAAAGAUCCACAAGGACAAGGAUGCUGAGCCCACCGAGUUCGAGGAGAAUGUCGCUCAGGCCUUGUUCGAUUUGGAGAACACCAACCAAGAAAUCAAGAGCGACUUGAAGGACCUGUACAUCAACUCUGCUUUGCAGAUUGAUGUUUCCGGGAGCAAGAAAGCUGUUGUGAUCCACGUUCCAUACCGACUGAGGAAAUCUUUCCGCAAGAUUCACUCCAGGCUCGUAAGAGAGCUUGAGAAGAAGUUCAGUGGAAAGGAAGUUGUUGUGAUCGCCACAAGAAGGAUUGUGAACCCACCGAAGAAGGGUUCCGCUGUUCAGAGGCCGAGAUCCCGCACACUAACUGCUGUGCACGAUGCUAUGCUCGAGGAUAUUGUGUAUCCCGCUGAGAUUGUUGGAAAACGUAUCAGAUACAGACUCGAUGGAACCAAGAUUAUGAAGAUCUUCUUGGAUCCCAAGGCGAAGAACGACACUGAGAACAAGCUUGAGACGUUCUCUGGAGUCUACAGGAAGCUUUCCGGGAAAGACGUUGUCUUUGAAUUCCCAAUAACCGAGGCCUGAAAAACCGAAUGUUUUGUGAUUUCUUCUUUUGCUUUAAUUGAAAUAUGAUAUACAUUUUUAGUUUGGGCUAUUUUGAAGUUUUGAUCAAGAGAAUUCGGAUAUCUUUUUAAGGGACUUGUUCUCCGUUUUUGCUACAACUGUUGAAUCUUUUAUGGCUUAGUUUAAUGUGUUCCUUAUUGUGUCGAAAUUCAGUUAUUUGUGUUAUUGUUUACUUGUGUCUUUGAAUUAUUACAGUGGAUAAUGGUUGGAUGAGGA
Messenger RNA from Erythranthe guttata (spotted monkey flower), 943 nucleotides. RefSeq names its product small ribosomal subunit protein eS7. Gene Ontology annotation, biological process: rRNA processing; ribosomal small subunit biogenesis; translation. The record is from RefSeq and is a predicted model, not a curated record. Gene Ontology annotation, cellular component: ribosome; cytosolic small ribosomal subunit; 90S preribosome. Gene Ontology annotation, molecular function: structural constituent of ribosome. Lineage: Eukaryota; Viridiplantae; Streptophyta; Magnoliopsida; Lamiales; Phrymaceae.